GCGCAUGCGCCGCCUCUAAAAGUUAUCCGGACCGACGCGGCUAACGUUAGCCCGCAUCCCUCUGUUGGUUGAUAUGAUUUAGUUAUCCUCCUUCAGCUUUUUUACCUUCACCAGAUACACCUUUUUGAUUGUUGAGAAUUGGGCAAAGAGUUCUUCCUGGACCGGAUCAUUCAUGAUCACUGCUGGAGAGUACUUCUUCCAUGUAAACAGCUGGUGAGUCAUGUCAACAAGCAUGGGUCUGGUCGGAGCUUCAAUGUAGUCGGGUUCAAAUCUCCCCCUAGUCAUGGAAAAGUUUGGGAUGAGCUUCGGGGGCGGCCCGAGCAAGAAAGACAUGUUUGACACCAUCGAGUCCCAGAAGAAGCAGCUGAUCCAGUACCAGACCCGCUUCAAGGAUGUGGUCCGGGCCUACAAGGGCCUGAUGAAGGAGAAGGAGGCCCUGGAGGCCAGCCUGAAGGUGCUCACCGUGUCCCAGGAGGUGGACCUGGGCCAUCAGCCCUGGGACGGCGGCUCCCCGACCGGCCCGGCCUCGGUGACCUCCGACCUCCUGGACGACCGCUGCUCCAUGCACAGCGCCGACAGCCUGGACACGGCCGCCAGCGUCACGAGCGAGGGCGCAAGGGGGGAGCCGGUCGGGGACGAGCAGGAAGGCGCCAGCGGCGGCGGGGAGAGCGAAGGCGCCGGCGCCCGGGGCCAUCAGGCCGAGCCGGACGCCAGCGGCUCCGAGAGCGCCGUCGGCUCCGGCUCCGGCGGCCGAGGCCCGGAUCAGCUCCUCCGGCAGCACACGCCCCCGCCGCCGCCGGCGGCCACCGGCCACCCCCAGGCCGAGGCGGACCGGCGGGUGACCCAGCUGAGGACCCAGCUCAGCACCCUGACCAGCUCCCUGGCCACGGUGUCGCAGGAGAAGUCGCGGAUGGAGGCCAGCUUCCAGGCGGACAAGCGCAACGCCAAGCAGGAGCUGGAGGAGCUCCAGGGCCGGCUGGAGGAGGAACGGCGGCAGCACGAGGCCCGGGCCCGGGCGGCGCAGGAGCAGCUGGCCGAGAGCAAGGCCCGCGUCAUCACCCAGCAGCACGAGCGCGCCCGGGAGCAGGACGACCACGCCCUCAUGCUGCGCGAGCUGCAGGAGCUCCUGCGGGAGGAGCGCGACCUGCGGCAGGAGGCGGAGCUCCGGCUGGAGGACGCGCGCGCCGCGCUGCAGGAGAGCGCGCGGGCGGCGGAGCGCGGCGCCGAGUGCGAGGCGCGCCUGAGGGAGAGCGGCGAGCAGCGGGAGGAGAUGCGGCGCGGCCUGCGGGCGGCGGAGGAGGAGCGCAGGAAGCCCGACCCCCGGGUGGAGGAGCUGCAGAGGGAGCUGGCCGAGACGAAGGGACACCACCAGCAGCAGCUGCAGCACGAGAUCAGAAAGGCGUCCCAGGCGGAGGAGCGCGCCCGCUGCCAGGCCCAGGGGGAGGAGGGCCGCGUGGCCAGCCUGGAGGAGCGGCUGUCGGAACUGUCGGCGCUGCUGGGGUCCUGCGAGAAGGCCAAGCAGCGCGACCAGCAGAGCCUCCAGCGGCUGCGCGAUCGCCUGCUGCAGCUGGACACGGAGAACAAGACGCUGGCCAUCGCCGCGUCGGCCCGCGUCUCCGCCGCCGACCCGAGCGUCGUCGCCGUCCUUGACGGCGACGACGACGAUGCCCGCCUGGACGUGGGCGCUCUGAAGGACAAGAUGGAGCGGGUGAAGAAGCUGCUGAUGCUGGCGUCACGCCGCAGCCCCGAGGAGGAGCAGCGGAGGACGGCGGUCGGGGAGAUCGAGAAGCUGUCGGAGCCGGAGGACGACGGCGGCGACGGCGGCGAGCAGAACGGCACGGAGCUGCGCUGCCAGCAGGAGCUGCGUCAGCUGCGCGAGGAGUUUGAGCGCUACAAGCUGCGGGCGCAGGUGGUGCUGAAGAACAAGAACACCAAGGACGGCUGCCAGGCCAAGGAGCUGGAGGCCGCCCGCGACCAGCUGGCCGAGCUCAAGGAGAAGUACAUCAACCUGCGGAUCCACGCGGACGAGGCGGACGCCCGGCACCGGAGGGACGUGGAGGAGCGCGAGCAGGCGGCGGCGGCGCUGCUGCCGGCCCACCGGCAGGAGCUGGAGCGCGCUGAGGCGGCGCACCGCGAGGGCCUGCUGCGGCUGGAGGCGGAGCUGCAGAAGCAGCGGGAGCGCGUCGGCGCGCUGCUGGACGAGAAGGACCGCGAGCUGGAGAAGCUGCGGUCGGUCGCGCUGAUGUGCGGCGGCGGGCCGGGCCAGCGCCACGGGCGCCACGACGCCGACGGGACCCCAGAGGGGGCGGGGGAAGCCGGAAGGGUCGACGGCGAGGAGGCGGCGGCGGCGGCGGCAGGCGGACAGGACGCGGCGCUGGAGGAGAGCGAGAUCAUCACGCAGGCGCUGAAGCUGGCGGGCACCAGCGCGCCCACGCAGCUGCUGCUCUACGUGGAGCAGCUGGCGCGGCGGGAGGCGGAGGCGGGCGCGCUGCGGCGGGAGAAGCGGCGGCUGGAGGACGACCUCCACCAGCUGCAGGGCCGGCUGGUGGGCAACGGGGAGCGGCACGAGGAGGAGACGGCGGAGCUCCGGGCGCGGCUCGACAAGCUGACGAGGGACCAGGGCCGGGAGGGCGCCAACCUGGAGUACCUGAAGAACGUCAUCUACCGCUUCCUCACGCUGCAGGACGUCAGCGGCCGCCGGCAGACCCUGGGCGCCAUCCUCACCAUCCUGCACUUCAGCCCCCAGGAGAAGAAGGCGGUGCUGAAGCUGCAGGGGCAGACGUGGUGGCCCGUGGUGGGCAAGUAGGGAGGGACCGCCACGCCCUCCAAACAGAAGGACUGGUUUGGUUUUAAUCACUUGAACGGUUUAUUAUGGCAGUGGUGGUGUUUCAGGUCCGGGUGUGUUGGCAAUAUUAGAUUAUUGGUUUUUUCCUUUCUUGAAAUAUUUGCCGAUUUACAAUCUAACUUUUUUUUUUUUUGGAAAAUACUUUACGAUUUAUUAUGAGGAACGGGGGCGAGUCACUCCGAACUUUUCUGUUUCAUUCCAAAAAUAACCCCAGUUAGGGUUGAUGUGUUUUCUUGAGUAUUGACAUAGGAAGUUGCAUGUGACAUACAUGUUGGUGCUUGGAUGUUUACUUGUGUGUGUUUGAUGUGCGUGUGUGUGUAAACACUAACAUUUGACACUGGUUAUAUUCUCCUGGACCACCUUUUGGAAGAAGCACUUUGUGAAUAAUGCCACUCAUAUGUAUAUUUUUGAUUCCCUUGGAGAAUUAAACUAUUUUUCCUGUGUGAA
Messenger RNA from Gadus morhua (Atlantic cod), 3292 nucleotides. It is a transcript of the gene gcc1, whose product is annotated as GRIP and coiled-coil domain containing 1. The coding region runs from base 284 to 2806 and encodes 840 amino acids. NCBI's taxonomy places the organism in Eukaryota, Metazoa, Chordata, Actinopteri, Gadiformes, Gadidae. The transcript has 3 exons. Gene Ontology annotation, cellular component: Golgi apparatus. The record is from RefSeq and is a predicted model, not a curated record.